Molecule: messenger RNA, 848 nt
Organism: Orbicella faveolata
Lineage: Eukaryota; Metazoa; Cnidaria; Anthozoa; Scleractinia; Merulinidae
Biological process (GO): peptidyl-tyrosine sulfation
Cellular component (GO): Golgi apparatus
Molecular function (GO): protein-tyrosine sulfotransferase activity
Source: RefSeq, a predicted model, not a curated record
GUGAUGCUAACAAUGAAGUUCACUAGUUACACCAUAAUUUGGCUCACCUUGCUAGGUUUGGGGAUCGCAUUAUUUUUGAUGAAUUAUUUCACGUGGCCCCAGAGCAGGAACGAUUUCCCUUCGAUCUACCAGCUAAAUGAUUUAGAGAAACUGGACCUCAAGCGCAAUUCUCCGUACGAUGGCGUUGAAUCGUUUGUGUUGUUUGUUGGUUAUCCUAGAAGUGGCCACAGUCUUAUAGCCGCCAUUUUGGACUCUCAUCCAGACAUAAUCAUUCCAAAUGAGGUCCAUAUCCUGGCAAAAUUUAAAAGCUUUUAUAAGGACCCAAAUGAGGAAAGUUACAGUCGAAGACUCCGAAUUUUUUCUGCGUUGCACUCACAUUCGUACAGUCAAUCCAUACAAGGGAAACGUUCCCCAAACAACAGACUUGGUUAUUCCUACUAUAUUCCAGGAAGCUGGCAAGGACAAUAUAGAAAUCAAAUAAAGGUAAUUGGAGACAAACAAGGAAGCGGAACAGCUGCAAUACUGGGACAACGAAAAGGCCUUCAAGACCUACAAGAACUACAGAAAACAGUGGAGGUCCCAGUUAAACUGAUUCAUGUCAUCAGAAACCCGUUCGACAAUAUCGCUACAAUAUGCAAAAAAUCUCGAGCGGUGCAAGAUUAGAAACCAAGGAACAAUGUAAGCCAAUUAUCGAGUAGCUUGUUGGUGAAUUCAAAAUUGUAUAUCAUGUAUAUAUAUAUGUUUUGUUUUUAUAUUACCCCUCCCCCCAUCCCCACUUAAGCUUUAUACUUUAUACUAUAUAGCCAGGACCGAGCUGCACUAAUUAUAUGUGUAACCUUCAUCGCAAC